GGCGUCGUGACCGAGUACAGCGCCGAACGGGAUCGCUGGGAGGUCAUGAUUUCCUUGGAGAAGGUCGUGAGCCUUCGCCCGCGGAAUCUGCGGAGGUCUAAGCCUCCGCCUGGUGCGAUGCAACCCGGGUGCCCCGGGCAGAAGCAAAAAGCAGAGGGGUCACUUGCCUCGCUUCUCGGCAUGGGAAAGGCCAAAGAGGAGACGAGGUCUGAAUCGCAGCAGGCCUCAUCAACUUCGCAGUGGCAGUCAGUGUGGUCCAGGAGCGCUGGACAGGUCCAAGUGGCCCGCACACCUGCCUCAGCCAUGAGCGACGAGCAACUCUCGUAUCUUGAAAGCUUUCAAAGCGACGCAGAAAAGGUGGAGCUGAAACGCCUCAAGCGUGAGUCCAAGAUCCGGCGCGAGUUGGUGAUGCAAGGCAUCACGGACGAGGAUAUGGUGCGAGAGGUGAUCCGUCAGCGUGAGGAGGAGCGACAGCAGACAAUACUUUUCCGUGGCAAGGCCGGGAACCGCCGGGUUAAAUUGCUCGGGGUCGUUGUUUCAGGGUUUGAAGUCCAGGGUGCCCUUUUGGUUUUGCCCUGGUGCUGA
Molecule: messenger RNA, 585 nt
Organism: Symbiodinium sp. CCMP2456
Lineage: Eukaryota; Dinophyceae; Suessiales; Symbiodiniaceae
Source: the annotation of a GenBank genome assembly